Molecule: messenger RNA, 1592 nt
Organism: Cercospora beticola
Lineage: Eukaryota; Fungi; Ascomycota; Dothideomycetes; Mycosphaerellales; Mycosphaerellaceae
Gene: COX10
Product: protoheme IX farnesyltransferase
Biological process (GO): heme A biosynthetic process
Cellular component (GO): mitochondrion; mitochondrial membrane
Molecular function (GO): protoheme IX farnesyltransferase activity
Source: RefSeq, a predicted model, not a curated record
UGCACCACUCUGUUCGCAGCGCUGCUCCCAUCUCCCACCGAUGCUCCCUCGACCGCCCACCGCCAUCUUCACGUCGUCAUUCGAUGCCGGCUCGCUAUGCCUGCGAUGUGCAAGCCGGAUAGCACGACUGCAGCAGCCCCACCGACGACCCUUCUCCCGCGCUGUGAAGACGAGACAAGUCGCUAUCACCAAGGACGAUGAGAUCAAUCAGAGGUUCUUCUGGGCCAAUGCCAUUCACAAUAGCCAGUCCAAUGGCUCCACAAUAUUAUCCAAAGCCGUAGCAAGUGGUCAGCUCAGAGNGAGACCCAGCGAACAACAGCCGCCGCGAGCGAAGAACCACCACAUCGACGGCGGAAACGAUUAAAGGCAGCAGCAGCAGCCUCGACAAAUGAUGCAACAGAAGCACCUCUCCCACUGGACGCAUCCUCCCAGCUAUCCAGCGACGCCGCCGCAGCACCCGCAAAGUCCUUUCGACGAGCAUUCUCCACCUACCUUUCCUUAUCCAAGCCACGUCUGGCCUUUCUCGUAGUUCUCACGACAACUGCCUCAUAUUCCAUAUACCCCGUGCCGGCCUUACUGAGCACAUCAGUCACUGAUGCACCCUCGCUGAGCACUCUCACACUGCUUUUCCUCACCAGCGGGACCUUUUUGCAGAUCGCGUCUGCCAACACAUUAAACAUGCUAUUCGAGCCACAGCAUGACGCCAAAAUGAGCAGGACGAAGAAUAGGCCCCUCGUCCGUGGCCUGAUCAGCAAACGCAGAGCUCUCAUCUUCUCCAUCGCAACGGGCGUUAUCGGAACAGGACUUUUGUGGUAUGGUGUUAAUCCCACCACUUCACUUCUCGGAGCGGCCAACAUUGCGAUAUACGCUGGUGCGUAUACAUACUUGAAGAGAAUACAUCCCGUCAAUACAUGGGUGGGAGCAAUCGUAGGAGCAAUUCCACCGCUCAUGGGCUGGUGUGCAGCUGCCAGUCAAUACAGCACAACAGACGCCAGUCAAUCAUCAAUCUGGGAGGAAGCCAAAGAGCUUCUAUUCACCGAGCAAGCAAUUGGUGGAUGGCUUAUCGCCGGCAUACUCUUUGCAUGGCAAUUCCCGCAUUUCUUUGCUUUGGCAUAUGCUGUUCGACAAGAAUAUGCGAGUGCUGGGUAUAAAAUGUUGGUCUCUACCAAUAUACCCAUGGCAGCGAGGGUUUCGUUCAGAUACAGUCUGGCGAUGUUUCCUAUAUGUGCGGGCUUGAGCUACUAUCAUGUCACGGAUCCGGCUUUCGUGGUGACUAGCUCGGUCAUCAACGGCUGGAUGCUCAAGGAGGCAUGGCGAAUGUGGAAGCUGAAUGGGGAGAAAGGGUCAGCGAGGGCACUGUUCUGGGCGAGUGUGUGGCAGCUGCCUAUUGUUCUGGUCCUGGCUAUGAUGCAGAAGAAGGGGCUGUGGAGUCGAGUGUGGAAUGCUACGUUCGGCGAGCCUGAGCUGGAUGAUGAAUGGGAGGAGGAAGUGAUGCCGCCUCGGAAGACUUUACAGAGCGGGUCAUGAUGUACAUAUAUUAUGUUACAUUAGCUACGACAUUGCAUAUGUGAUACAUUCGCUGUGAAUAGCGA